AUGUCUCUCGAAGAUUUCACAGCUGUGGCUUCCAGCAAGGUCGAAGGAACGUGGAACUUGCAUAAUACCUUGAUCAAUGCUCCGCUAGACUUCUUCAUUGCGCUAUCUUCUGUUGCGGGUAUCGUCGGUAACCGUGGACAAGCAGCUUACUCUGCGGCUAACGUGUUCCUGGACGGAUUUAUGGAGUAUCGCCAAUCCAUUGGUCUCCCUGGAACAUCAAUCGACCUUGCAGCGGUCAGCGACGUCGGCUAUCUCGCUGACAGCGACGCGCAGCGACGUCAAGAGGUGUUGAAGAAUAUUGGCAACCAGACGAUUGACGAGUCAGAAGUUUUGGCCCUCGUGGCAGCGGCUCUGACUGGUGCUCUUGACCAAUCAUGCUCGGGACAGUGCGUCACGGGAUUGGCGCUGGACUCCCUGGAGAACAAUUUCUGGAUUCAAGACGCCAAGUUCAGUGUCCUGCUUGAGUCCGCCAAGGGAAGCUUGGGAAGCAGCUCACAGCGCGAUGAUCCAUCUGUACCACUACAGGUAACCUUACAAGGUGCCGCCUCCAAGGAAGAGGCAUUGCAAUUUUGUUAUGAGGCGCUGGCCGCCAAACUAGCUCAAGUGCUUGUUAUUUCCUUGGAGGAUAUGGAUCCUUCAAUCACCGUUUCCUCGCUUGGUCUUGACUCGCUAGUGGCUAUUGAGAUACGGAACUGGAUUGCCCGUGAGGCCGAUGCCAAUGUGCAGGUUCUGGAGCUACUCUCCAGUGGGACAUUGAUGGCUCUGGCGGAGAUUAUAUUGAACAAGUCUCAGGCAUAUACCCGCGCUGAGUAG
This is a messenger RNA of Penicillium brevicompactum, 813 nucleotides long. RefSeq names its product beta-ketoacyl reductase. Gene Ontology annotation, molecular function: phosphopantetheine binding; fatty acid synthase activity. The transcript has a single exon. The record is from RefSeq and is a predicted model, not a curated record. Gene Ontology annotation, biological process: secondary metabolite biosynthetic process; fatty acid biosynthetic process. NCBI's taxonomy places the organism in Eukaryota, Fungi, Ascomycota, Eurotiomycetes, Eurotiales, Aspergillaceae. Bases 1 to 813 code for a protein of 270 amino acids.